GACCACGUGGAGGAGCAAGAUGGCGGCGUGGUGGAGGGGCGAAGACGGGGAUUUAAAUGCCUGUAACACCCCCAAAGAGUUGAUCCUGAGCAGAAGUGACGUGGAAGCUGUGGACUUGAACGCACAGUCCUGUGUGGAUCACUCCAUCUUGGCCAUUUUUGAAGAUUCCCCUGUUGCCUCAGAGAGCAAACAUGGUGAGGAGGAAGAGAGUGAGCGGCUGCUGUCCGCGCUGACAGAGAUGCUGGACAGCGUGGAGGACGACAACAGGAUGUUGUCUCCCUUCGACACCCUGCCGGAUUCUGAACUCCUCAAACACACGGAGCAGAAAAACACUCCACUGGAAGAAUCCCCUGCCCACAGACUCAGACCAAGACCCAAACCACCAAAUGAGAAAUUCAAAACCAAGACUGCUAGAGAAAAGGGCCGGCUGCACAAACACGGUCUGCCUCAGAUGUUUAACAGACAAAGCAAUAUGUUGUUUUGCUCCAAAAAUAAGAAAGUGAACGCCGAGGUGGAAGUUUUCACCUCAGAUUCUCUCGUCAGCCUGGUGAAGCUCAUGCACCCUUACUGUCUGAAGCUUCACGUGGAGGAGGGGGACAUGCUGAGUGAAAAUGGCUCCCUAUUUUCUCAGGAAGAGGUGUGGAGGUAUGAACAGCCCACCGAAGAGGGUGACGAAGAGAUAAAUGUGGUUUCUGAUGACGAGGCACCUCUGAAACAGACGAAGGAUGAACAGGGGGGAGAUGGAGCAAACGAAAAUGCUCGACUCCCUAAAAGCGUGCUGCUUAAUGGAAACUCAUCCAGACCUGUGCCAUGCAAAGAGAGGAAGAGAGUGAGCUUUGGCUCUGUUCAUGUGGCGUUGUUUGAGGAAUCAGUGGACGAGGGAUCGGAUGAGAAAAGUCCAACGAGCAGGGAGGUGAAUGAAGCUGAUUCAAGUCCCACGGAAAGCGCAGCAACACUUAGAAACCCGGCAGGGUCAGCACCUGAACUCUCAACGCCGUCCUCAGAAGGAAAUGACAAUAAGAGUAUUGUUCAUCCAGAGAAAGGUGAAAGAAAGGCCAAAUCACUCAGCCUGCAACAGUACCGGCAGCUUCGCCAGGAGAGACGCCCCCUGGCGGAGAAAGAGGGGAACUACAACACCAAGUGGCCCUCUGUUCCUGAGCCCCCCAAGGAGCUGGCCCCUAUUCUCUGUUUUCAGGGACAGCAACACAUCAUAGUGAAACCAAAGACGACACUCGUCGAUGCAGACCUCCGUAAACCUGAUUGUAAGACUUCCACACACCAGGCGUCUCCUCUGCAAACCGCCGGACCUCCUGAGGCCGGACCCCUCACUCAUCUGCUUUGCAGCAGGGGAAAGGACCCGAGGGCCGAGUCUCAGUUUUUCUCACCAGCCAGUCCAUUCCCAGACCUCACAGAUAACCCCAAUGGCACUUCAGUGAAAAAGCCAGCACUACGUAGUAGUGAUCCCCCAAAUCCCGUCCUCGUCCCCCUGCCAGUUCCCCAGACACCGUCCCCCGUCCCCGCCAGCUCCUCGUCAGAGUCCGACACAGACUCGGCCGGCACGCAGAGCGUCAGACGGACUCAGUCCUCGGCAGUAACUCCUCAGAGACGGGGAAUCUGGCCAGAGCCAAAGCCGCAUAUGUUGUCUCUAAACGGGGAAUGUAACCAGGACGACAAAGUGCUUCAGGAAAUUAAGGCCAAGGUUACCGUAAUGCCUCCAGAUGUUUCCUCUCUAUGUCCAGCGAAAAGCAGAUCUGAUCCAGAAAGCAAAAGACCUCAGGCUCCAAAAGUCCUCAAAGAGGAGUUAGCAGACAUUCCAAACAAGAGUGCGUCUGAAGAUCUCAUACCCCCUCAAAGCAGCCGUGGAGAGCAGAGUGCAGCGGCCCCAUCAGGAAUCGAAGCGUCGGACCUGGCCAGCCUGCUGGAGCAGUUUGAGGAAACCCAGGCUGUAGAGGGCGGAGUUUGUGAGACUGAACCUAAACCAGUUCAAGCUCCUUCAGCUUCACAUCUACAAGAAAAUGGACACGUGGACCUUGACGUUCCUGAACCCGCGGGACCACAAAAGACCUCCAGAUUACUGACGUCCUCUCUGGGACCAACUGAACCGUUGAACGGUUCAGAGAGUGGGGUGGAUCUGCAGAUGGUGGAGGCUGUGGACAUCCCCGAGCCCCUCUGCACUGAAAUCAUCCUCAGCACUCUGCAGGAGACGCCUGCAAGAAGGAAAGCCCUCCCAUCCAAGGCCAUUCAGAUAAUCGACCCCCGGCCUCUCCCACCCAGGAAGACUCACACAAGUCUGCCAGAGUCACCUGCUGCUCAGACCUCCACCCACAUGUUUCCACAUUUGUCCUCUGAUCAUGACUACUGCGGGUCUGUGAAUAAUACUCCUGACAUCUGUGGAUAUUCUCAGCAUUGUAGAGCUACUCCCUCUUUGCCCAAAGAAAUGACUAGAAUCCCUUCAGAAGUACAGGCGAUAACUCAGGAAAGUACAAGACCCGUCUCAGACGGAGAGACGGCAACCGUGCUGCAGCAUCAUGCAGAGAAACCAGGGACCCGGUCAAAGCCAGACCUUUCCACAGACAGAGCUCUGCAGUUUACAGACAGCGCUGCCACCAAGGACGACAUCGCAAACAAACACAAGAGCGCUCCGUGUAGUCUCCCUACACCCCCGCCCAGCCCUCCCGUCAGAGGCCGGACCAAGAGAAGAUACCGAAGAUCUCCGCACUCCGACUCCAGCUCCAGCUCCAUCUCCAGCUCCAGCUCCAGGUCCCGCUCCCGCUCCUCAUCUUCGUCCUCCUCUUCCCUCUCCUCCAGGUCUGCGUCCUGCUCUCCAAAAAGACCAAGGCUCCAUCACCGGCGUUCAGAGAGCAGCUCAUGUUCCCCGUCUCCCUAUCGGGUUUCCCGCUCCCCUGCUCGAGAGUACAGAUUGUCUUACUCCAGGUCAAGAUCCAGGUCUUGGUCUCAUUCCAGAUCCCCGUCACAGUCACGGUCCCGGUCCCCUUCCCCUUCCGCACGGAUACGACAUCGGCGAUGGAGGGACGUUUGCAGCAGCAGAGACUCCCGCAGGCUCAGGAGGGAGCACGAGAUAAGGAUUCAGAAGCUCAAAGCCAUAGAUGAGCGCAGAGUGGUGUACGUCGGCCGCAUCUGCAGAACCAUGACACCUAAUGAACUGAGAGAGCGCUUCACUCAGUUUGGAGAGGUGGAGUGCGUGUCGCUUCACUUCAGAGACAGAGGUGACCAUUACGGGUUUGUCACGUUCUACACCAUGGAGGAUGCCUUCGCUGCCAUCGAUAACGGCGGUAAACUCAGAAAGCCUGACGAGCUGCCGUUAGACAUCUGCUUUGGUGGGAGAAGGCAGUUCUGUAACUCAGACUACGCUGAUCUCGAUGCAAGCAGGGAUGCAGAAUCAUCACCUGCUAGAAGCAGAUUUGAAGACGUGGACUUUGAUUCGCUGCUGAAACAGGCCCAGAGAGGACUGAAGAGGUAGCAGAGCCGUGCUGGGAGAAGGACCAGGACAGGGACGAUGCAGGGGACACUUCUCAUGGACCUCAGAGCUUCAUGCUCACAUUUAAUGUAGCAAAGAUUUUUGUUUCUGUUUUUGAUGUUUUGCCUUUUUAAUAUACAGCAGAAUGAUGCAUGCAUGUUUUUAUUUCUUACAAUUUAUAUGGACAACCAUGUAGCACUAUUGAAGCAUGCCGUUUUUUUGAGAUGUGAAAUUAAAAUUUGCAGAUAUGUGGCACUCUUAAAUGAACGUUUUAUUUCAUUCCAUAGCACUAUAAAGUUUUGUAUAUAAAAAUAAAGGUUGUUAAUUGUU
Messenger RNA from Cololabis saira (Pacific saury), 3808 nucleotides. RefSeq lists its product as uncharacterized. Gene Ontology annotation, molecular function: RNA binding; transcription factor binding. Gene Ontology annotation, biological process: positive regulation of transcription by RNA polymerase II. The transcript has 11 exons. Lineage: Eukaryota; Metazoa; Chordata; Actinopteri; Beloniformes; Belonidae. The coding region runs from base 20 to 3481 and encodes 1153 amino acids. The record is from RefSeq and is a predicted model, not a curated record. Gene Ontology annotation, cellular component: nucleus.